Paramormyrops kingsleyae is the source of this 2071-nucleotide messenger RNA. It is a transcript of the gene ccr7, whose product is annotated as chemokine (C-C motif) receptor 7. Lineage: Eukaryota; Metazoa; Chordata; Actinopteri; Osteoglossiformes; Mormyridae. Gene Ontology annotation, molecular function: chemokine (C-C motif) ligand 19 binding; C-C motif chemokine 19 receptor activity; chemokine (C-C motif) ligand 21 binding. Gene Ontology annotation, cellular component: external side of plasma membrane; membrane. Gene Ontology annotation, biological process: immune response; cell chemotaxis; G protein-coupled receptor signaling pathway. The record is from RefSeq and is a predicted model, not a curated record.
GAGGAGGCUUAAUUACUAAGACACUUGAUAUGAAUGAUAUUUUCUCCUGCUAAGUCUUAACAGGGAUAGAUGAUAGUGCUUCUUUCACUGAAGAGUAUGAGAAGUUGUUUUAGUCAGGCUUGGAUCUAACCCAUAAAAAACAUGUACACUUUCAUAGAAGCUACUCUUCCUGGAACUGUUUUUUUUAUCUGUACUUUUUACGUCAAGACUUGCAUGUCGCUGGAGAACGUGACAGAGAAAGGCCAAGCUGAAAAUGAUUACUCCACCGAUAAUUUUGACUACAGUGCUUAUGUUACAGUGUGUGAGAAGCAAUCAAACCGUAAAUUCCGCAAUUGGUUUAUGCCCACUAUUUACUCGCUUAUUUGCUUUGUAGGCCUGGUGGGUAAUCUGCUUGUGAUUCUCACCUAUGUUUACUUUAAGCGGCUGAAGACGAUGACUGAUGUGUACUUGCUCAACUUAGCAGGAGCUGAUCUUCUCUUUGUGUUGACAUUGCCCUUCUGGGCAGCGAGCUUCCUUGAUGAGUGGAUGCUAGGGUCAUUCUUAUGCAAAGCCAUGUACAGCAUUUACAAGGUCAGCUUCUAUAGUGGAAUGCUUCUGUUGACCUGCAUCAGUGUAGACCGCUAUUUUGCCAUCGCUCGGGCUAUUUCAGCUCAUCGGCAUCGUUCACGGGCAGUCUACUUCAGCAAGGUGUCCUCAGUUGUGCUCUGGAUUCUUGCCCUACUCUUUUCAGUACCUGAAAUGGCAUACACUGGAAUCAAUGAUAAUCGUACUUGCGCAAUUAUUAAUUCAGGUGAGAAAAAUGUGCGAAUGACUAUCCAGAUAAGCCAGAUGAUUGCAGGGUUUGUCCUGCCAGCUGUGGUGAUGGGUUUUUGCUACUGUGGAAUUGUGCAAACACUGAUGCAGGCACAGAACUUUGAAAAGAACAAAGCUAUCAAGGUCAUUUUUGCUGUGGUGGCUGUCUUUUUGCUCUUUCAGUUGCCCUACAACAUAGCUUUGCUGAUACAAACAAUCUCAGGGGGUAGUAUGAAGUGUGCGUUUGACAACGAACUGCUUUUUGCUUUAGACAUCACCCAGAGCCUGGCAUUCACACGUUGUUGCCUCAAUCCUUUCCUUUAUGCCUUCAUUGGAGUUAAGUUUCGUCACGACCUGUUCAAGUUGCUGAAAGACCUUGGCUGUGUGAGUCAGGAGCGUUUCUUCCAGUACACCACCUGCUCCAGGAAAAGGUCGUUUGACACUAAGGAUACUGAAACCAGCACUUCUUUUUCUCCAUAAACCCAGCAAUCAUAUUGCUUUGGUACAAAUGGUCACCAUCCAGCUAAAUAUGCUGUAGCUCAUUAGCUCCAGUAUUGCUCAAAUUUUAAAUAUUUAGCUAACAGUUCACAUUCCCCAUAAACCUUCAGGACACUAGAUAUGCAGCUAUCCAAAUAUAUAAUACAAACCUGACAUUUGCUUGAGACACUCCAAUUGCACGGCCUUCUUAUUUCCCUCUAUCACUAUACUCUGCUUAGUCUGUGUUUGUUUUCAAGUGUAGUGAUAUGUCAAGUGAAGUGAUCAUAUGCAUUAUAUUAUAUAUUAUUGCGGUGUAAUAAAAAAAUAUGAUUACUAGUUUAAAGAAUAUAAUACAUGUAAUAAUGUUUAUACACAUAAAUGGUAUUACUUGUAUUGUUUGACAAUCUUUUAUUUUUCAUCGUCUAUUUUUACCUAAAACUUUUCUUAUGCAAUGAAUGUAAAAUACCUAAAGAAUGGGUCAGUGUAAACAUUGUGAAGAUCUAUACCAAAUAGAAUCCAAUUAUUAUGCUCUUAAAAUGUUUUAAUCAACUGAAUGUCUGGUUUCUUGGUUAUUAUCUUUAAUUUCUAAAAAUAUAGAUCUUGACAGCAUAUUUUAAAGCUAUGUUAAUGUUGGUUAUGUGUAUACAGGCUUAUCAUAUUAAUGUUAAAUGUUUGUACAGCAUGACAAAAAAUAUAGGUUAGUGCGCUCAGAAAUGCAAAUGAUAUCUGUAAUGAAUUCCAUUGAAAUAAUGAAAUAUGUGUAUUACUGUGUUUUUGCAAAUAAACAAAUAAUCAACUCAUA